AUGGAAGGCUUUAAAAAGUUGGCUGUAUUCAUCGGAUGGGUUUUAUUCAAUUCGGUCUUGACUUUCAUCAUGACAAAGGGCGUUAAGGUGGUGAAAGACGGACUUACUGGUAACCCCCUUGUCAACAUUUCAACACAAUAUGUCAUCAGUGGAUUCUGUUCUUCCAUCGUCAAAGGUGCCCUUUUGAAGCUGAAUGGAAGAUUGAACUCACUCAAAUCUUUCGCUUACCAUGUUCUUAAUUGGCUGUAUAUUAAGUCAAUUUCCGGUCAAAUUCCACGUAAAUUGCAGCAGCACAAACCUCUUUACUUAACCAAUGCUUCCAGUUACAAUUCAUUAGCAAAGGCUGUUUGUUGUUAUGGGUGGAACCAACCAUUAAAUGUGGGUUUUUCUUCUGUUGUAAACAGGACACUAUCAUGGAAAACAUUACGAGUUUCUCCGAUUGGAACUCACUCAGCACUGUGGAACAGUCUCCACUUCAGGAUUGAAAUUCUUCACCCUUCUGUCACUGUUUCGAAUGCUAUAGUUUUAAAGUCAUUGAAACCGUGCUGCGGCUUAUCUACAUACUUCCGCAUUCUACAUGACUCCUUUGUGGACUACACUGGAUUAUCCUUUUGGAACGAGGCUUUUCAAGCAAUCGAUUUGCUCAAAUUUCACGAGGAAAUCCCACCAAAAAGUGCUCUCUUGAGCCUUUUUAUUACACAAAAACACACAAACAUUUCUCAGGCAAAUUUUGUCAGCCUGGUACGAAAAGCAGAGAUGGGGCAGGUAGCAUCAACAUUCCAGCAACACAUUUUAUUUAUUUUCCAGCACAUAGGUCAUAUUUUAAUGCUUCAUGAUCCGAUUGUAAAUUUACUUUUCUUCCUCUUUCAAUUAAAACUGCCGUUUAUGCAUUCGGAUGUACCAAAUAUCCCAAAACCAAAGAAUUACAAGACUACAACAUGCCUUGUGACUACUCCGAAUGCCCAAAUGAUGAAUCCUAGGCACGAGUCAAGUACUAUAAAGUUAAAAGCUAAGAGUACCUCAAAAUUGAACAAUAAUAUUUUCCCUGGGAUUCCCAUAAUAUCAAAACAGAUCAUAAUGUUGCAAUAUCACUGGACCACCAAUUUGAAACGAGAACCACCCUUUAAACCACAUUGUUAUACAACAAUAUUAAAAUAA
Echinococcus granulosus is the source of this 1158-nucleotide messenger RNA. RefSeq lists its product as hypothetical. The transcript has 7 exons. Lineage: Eukaryota; Metazoa; Platyhelminthes; Cestoda; Cyclophyllidea; Taeniidae. Bases 1 to 1158 code for a protein of 385 amino acids. The record is from RefSeq and is a predicted model, not a curated record.